Striga asiatica is the source of this 3071-nucleotide messenger RNA. The record is from the annotation of a GenBank genome assembly. NCBI's taxonomy places the organism in Eukaryota, Viridiplantae, Streptophyta, Magnoliopsida, Lamiales, Orobanchaceae.
AUGGUCGGCACUGAUAUCGGGAUUUUAGUCAUGAGAGACAGCUCUUUACAGGAAAUAAAAUUGCCGUCGCGACAAGUUUCGGAGCCCGAAUUAUACCGACCGACGCAUGGUGAUUCAAUGGUGAACUACGAGCAUCAUGGUGAACCAUAUGUAGCUGAAGAAAUUAUGAAUGAAGCCAAUGACACAGAAGUUGAAACUGUGAGUGGUGGUGCAACAUUUGAACUUAAUAAUGACGAAAGUGGAGAUGAGUCGGAUAGUGAUUAUUCAGAUAAUGAUGAGGAACAACAGGCUUACGAUAAACUCAAAAGCAGAACUUGCCCCCAAGUGUUGGUUAGUUCCUGCAAGAAAAUGAAUGCCGCACAGAAAAGAGCAAUUAAUGAGAUUGGCUUUGGAAGUAUAUUCCAUCUAAGUGUGUACAAAUUACCAAGGAAAUUGGGAUAUUGGUUGCUAGACAAUUUUCAACCCAAGACAUGUGAGAUAAAGCUACAAAAUGGACAUAGUGUGCAUAUUGAAUCUAAAGAUGUAGCAUUGGUCUUAGGGUUUCCAAAUGGUGAGCGUGCUAUACAAAAGAAAAGGAAACACGAACAAUGCUCAUUACUUGAAGAGUGGGGUGGGAAAUUUGUAAAAGACAAGAAGAAAAUUCUUCCCACUGAUGUUUCAGCUCAAAUGUUGUCCAAUCAGGAUGGGGGCUUAUGGUUCAUUCGACAUUUUCUAAUUCUUCUCACCUCAUGUUUGAUAGAGACAUCAGGAACUGGAUAUAUUUUACCUCAAAUCAUGUCCCACUUCAGCAAUACAAGUGCAGCCCGACAUCUCAAUUGGUGUGACUAUGUGUUGGAGUGCUUGGUUAACCAUCACUUAACUUGGGCAAAAAACAAGAAAAAAAGUUUCAACGGGCCGAUUUUUUUUCUGAUGAUGUUCUAUGUUGAUCGGGUUGUCAUUUACAAAAGAAUUGUACCUAGAGGUUUGCCAUUGGUAAGAGGGUGGACAAACAAAUUACUACGAGACAGGCAAAAGACAGAAAUUAGAUCUGGCGGAUUCGGGGGUGGGUACCCAAGCGGUCAACACAAAUCAAAUGAAGGCUCGGUCUAUGAAAAUGUUGAGUUUGCUCAAAAUUCAUCAUUUGCAAUGGUGGAAGAAGCUCCAAAUACCCAGCUUGAUGGCAAUGCCAAUUCAUAUGCAGCUGAAACAUUUAUGUCAGAAUUUUUAAGAAAAAGCAAGAUGGUUGCCGUCGCAAUAGUUGACAUGUUGAGGUUGGUCGAGCAGGCACCUCAUAAACUGAGCGAACACUCUGAUUAUAAGAGGGUGGUUGACACAACAGAAUCAUUGUUGGUGAUCUCAACGAGUAUGCAAUCCACAGAGAAAAAAACACCAAAAGGCACGAUUGCAGAUCAGAAAAACAUGGAAACUGAUAAGAGUGAUAGCCCUAUAGUUGUGUUUUCAGAAGAAGUAUUCCUACCAAAUGGUCAGUCCCUAAAUCAAAGAAAUAAGAGAAAGAAGGAACAGCUUGAACACGAGAAAUGGAAAUUGAUAUGCAGUCCACCUUUUGGUACUAGUGAGCCUGCGACCGGUAGUGGCAAACAAAAGAAGAAAGUAACAUUUCUUAAAGAGUCUUACCAACAAACCUCCAAAGGAAAUGAACAACAAGAUGUGCGGGAAAAUGAUAAUAGUGAUAGCAGUCCACCUUUUGGUACUAGUGAGCAUGCGAAAGAUAAUGGCAAGCAAAAAAAGAAAGUAACAUUUCUUGGAACGCCUAGCCAACAAACAUCCAAAGGAAAGGAACAACAGAUUUCUAUGAUUGUGCAUCCUGAACACGAGAAUCAUUCACUUAUGCGGGGUUGUCACAAUAGCAAAGGGGAAUGGAAAUUGAUAUGCAGUCCACCUACUAGUACUAGUGAGCCAGAUAAUGUCAAAGAAAUGAAGGGAUUAACUUUUCAUGAUACGGCUGAGCAACAAAAACUCAAAGGAAAGGAAACACAGGAAAUGUUACCCCCAACCAGCCACUGUAUGGAGCGCCGAAAUAAAAAAGAUGUAAGAAAAAGCGAGAAGUUAUUAUCACCCUACCAUACCCGCGUGCUAGCAGCCACAUCUAAGUUCAACAAAAAAGAGAGAGAUUUAUGCUUCUGGAUUUUGGACGACGUGGAUAAAAUGGAUGAAGCAGUAUUCUCAAGUGGUCACGUUGAGUGUUUGAGACGAGAGUUAUUAUCAAUUAGACCAUCACUAUUUGUGAGCACUACUGUUGUAGAUGUCUGGGCAACUGUUUUGAAUAACCUGGAGUUGUUAAGGUCACAUGGCUCACCACUAAGAUUCUUUUUUACAGUCGAUACGUGUGCUUUCACUAUCGUGAACCCAGCAAAGGACUGGAGCAUCGGAGUGAGACGUAUCAUGUUUUAUGACAGUAUGACAGAACAACUACAAAGAGCAGACCAGCAACUUGAGAACAUUGACAUACUUUUUUUUCCGAUACACCAAGAAGAGCAUUGCUACAUUAUGUGUCUGAAUGUGAAGAAAUUGAACAUUGUGCUGAUUGACAACUCAACUUCUACAACGAAUGGUGCUAUUGAGGUCAAAUACUCUGAUAUACCAAGUACACUGGUUAUGAUGGUCUGUGAAUAUUUGGAUUUGAAGGGGCUAAUGAGCAAAUCUGUUGCCCUAAAAAAAGCAAAAAUUGAAAGAUUGCAACUCCCUUGGGCGUUAGAUAAUAAUGAAAUUGAUUGCGGAGUUUACGUCAUGCGCCACAUGGAGACCUACAUGGGAGAUAGCGUCAAGAACUGGAAAGUUGGGUUGAGAAAGAAUAGUGCAAACCAACUGAAGUACUUAAGAGCGAAGUACUGCGCUACGAUAUUGUCAGCUGAUAUCAACAUUCAUAAGGAGCAUAACUUGUAUGCGGCAGAUUUGCACUAUAGAAUCUCAAAAUCUAGGGGUUCAAUAAAUGUUGAGAAGUUGUGGAUCGGUCAGGCACAUAAUGAACAGUGACCUUAUUAGUCUUCUUAUGGUAUCUACUGCAAGUUGUUUUGAACAAUUGGUUUGUUUACACUAUUUUGCAUUGAGUACAUUAGUUGCAUAGAUUGAUG